CUACUUCUCAAACAAGCAGCAAUACAAACCGAGAACCCUGCUUAGUCAGCUGACUUCUCCCUAAUCGCCUCCUGCUUACCCGCUGGAACCCGAGCCGAUGCAGGACUACCCCCAAGCACUUCAAACCAACAGGGGCGUCUGAAUAUUAUUAUUAAUAUUUUCAUCACUGUGCAUAUAUAAUCGUCCGUUCCAUUUUUAGUUGAUUUUAAAAUUCUCAAUAACAUUAAGCACUCAACGUAAAGUAAAAGCAUAACGCGAUCUUAAUACAAACAGACUUCUUAUAAAAACCCCACUCCUGUUUUAUUCAGAGAGCGCCCUCUGGUGUUCUUAUCGAGACAGAAACCGAAACACAGAAGGCCUUCCAGAGGUACACAAGCACGGGGACUGCUGCCUGUUGUCUAUUUUAAUAAUAGAAUACUUAUCUAGAUCAUAUUGGAUUGCCCCAUGGCUACAUUUUUCGGAGAGGUCGUGCCCGCUUACUCCCGAGCUGUGGAGGAAGGUGAAGACGAUUCGGAAGAGGAGGAAAACGAAGAAGAUCGGGAAAUCAGGAACGAAAUCCAAAAGAAAAGAGAAGUUCAUGUUCAUUGGAAUCCAGAGAUCACAGAGUCGAUCUCCAGUGCCGAAGCCUUCCAGUGUUCUGACCUUAUCCUAGCUGCAGGACCCAAUGCUGCAGGAUUCCUGUCUGCCUUUGUUCUGAGCUCGGGGAGCUGGGAGACAGUGGGGUCCGUCACCCUCUGGAACGAGAGAUGCAAAACCACUGCCAAUCAGCAGCUUCCUGCGGGUCCAUCCUGCGUCUUCCACAGACCGACCGACAAGCCAGACGUUCUGAUUUGCCAGUGCACUUGUCAUGUAGCAGAAGACCAGCUUUUUCAAUGGGCAGAGAAGGUUUUAGGCAGCAUUCAGAAAACAGGCUUGACUGUCACAGUGUUGUCAGAUUGCUCUGUAGCUGAGUACAAGACACCUGAUUCAGUCUCCACCAUUCCUGUGCCCUUCCUGAGAGCGCUGAAGACACGCCACUACAAAGAGGCGCCACACUGCCCCCUUCUGGAGCAGCCCAAUGUUAUCACUGGGCUCCCUGCAGCAGUUCUCAGUCACUGUCAAGUCUUUGGGAUCCCGGCUGUCUUGUACCAGUGUUACAGUGAUGUGGUUAAACCUGAUUCAGUCACUAUGGAGGCUUACAAGCCCACGGUGUCUUGCAGGAGCCUCAGUCGUGUAAUGAAGCUGGAUUCAUCCGAGAGUGUAGACAUAUUGAAAAAGCUGGUGAGAGUCAAUGAAGCACAAAGUAACCUGUACACCUGAAUGUGUAAAAUGUUUUUUUAUUGUGUGUGUUUGCACUGUUGGAAAUCUGUAUUCUGAUGUCCUAUUCUGAAACAAUUUAAAGAGAAAAAAGAGCCAAGAUAAUAAAAAAAAAUAUAGGCUUACAAAAUAAAAGGAUUGUGUGUUUGUGCUUAUUCGUGACUGAUUUGUUGUAUUAUAAACUGCUGAACAGUUUAGAACCGCACUGGUUGUAUUUUGCAGAAUUAAUCAGCCUGUGUGUUCUAUUCCACUGUUUAAAUCUUCCACUAGAUGGCGCCCUUGUGACGCAAUCCAGCUUGCUUUCUUGUAUAAAGGUUUGUACAGCAAUAAAGAAGAACUGAUGGCCCAGCUGUCACAAUAGAUGCAUAUUGUUUGAGGUUUUAAAGUCUGAUGCACAGAAAAACAGAAUAGUAUCAUCUGAUUUAUUAUUAUUUGUUUAUUUAGCAUACGCUUUUACUCAAGGCGACUUACAGAGACUAGGAUGUGUGAACAACGUCUCACCCAAAAGACACAUAGAGGUUAAAUGACUUGCUCAGGGUCACA
Molecule: messenger RNA, 1839 nt
Organism: Acipenser ruthenus (sterlet)
Lineage: Eukaryota; Metazoa; Chordata; Actinopteri; Acipenseriformes; Acipenseridae
Product: proteasome assembly chaperone 1-like
Exons: 7
Coding region: 445-1299 (284 amino acids)
Biological process (GO): proteasome core complex assembly
Cellular component (GO): endoplasmic reticulum
Molecular function (GO): proteasome binding
Source: RefSeq, a predicted model, not a curated record